This is a messenger RNA of Lytechinus variegatus (green sea urchin), 3344 nucleotides long. It is a transcript of the gene fggy, whose product is annotated as FGGY carbohydrate kinase domain-containing protein-like. Bases 186 to 1856 code for a protein of 556 amino acids. Lineage: Eukaryota; Metazoa; Echinodermata; Echinoidea; Temnopleuroida; Toxopneustidae. The record is from RefSeq and is a predicted model, not a curated record. Gene Ontology annotation, molecular function: phosphotransferase activity, alcohol group as acceptor; kinase activity. The transcript is spliced from 13 exons. Gene Ontology annotation, biological process: carbohydrate metabolic process.
UUUGGAUUACUGAAGCCCCCAAGCCCGUUUCAUAUUAAAACUUGUUACACAAAGAACACAUUUGUACUAACAAGUAACAGUUGCAGCGACUAAAAUCAUUCAUUCCAUUGAAAUAACAGAGACCAGCUGAAGCUAGAAUGAUAAUUUGUCACUGACAUUGGUUUGUGUAACGAAUUGCUGAGGGGAUGACUUCCACCAGCGGAAGCCCGAAGUAUUUCGUCGGCGUAGAUGUGGGGACUUCGAGCGUCAGGGCUACGCUCGUAAGCGAAAAUGGUCGCGUUGUUAAUGUGGCCGUGGAACCAAUCAGUAUUUGGAAUCCCUGCGAAAAUUUCUAUGAGCAGUCAUCAGAUGAUAUCUGGAGAGCAUGUUGCAAAACAGUAAAGGACGUGACCUCAGAUGGCCUUUCUGAAUUGGUCCAAGGUAUUGGCUUUGAUGCCACAUGUUCAUUGGUGGUGCUUGACAAGGAUCUCCGGCCAUUGUCUGUAAGUCAUUCAGGUGACAAUGAGAGAAACAUCAUUAUGUGGAUGGAUCAUCGUGCUGUGAAAGAAGCUGAAAGGAUCAACAAGACGGGACAUGAAGCACUGCGCUUCACCGGAGGAGAGAUUUCCCUAGAGAUGGAACCUCCGAAAUUGCUUUGGUUGAAAGAGAAUAUGUUUGAGACAUGUUGGCAGAAUGCAGGAGCAUUCAUGGAUCUAGCUGACUUCAUGACCUGGAAAGCCACAGGGUCACAAACAAGAUCUCUCUGCACUGUGGUUUGUAAAUGGAUGUUUAGAGCAGACGGCAAGGGACUCAGAGAGUGGGACACGUCUUUCUAUGAGAGUAUCGGCCUCAAAGAUAUCCUAGAAAAUGAACAACAGAAAAUUGGAAAUCAUUUCCAGCUUCCUGGGGAACCGUGUGGGGAUGGUCUUAGUCUUGCAGCUGCUAAGGAGCUUGGUCUUAGACCUGGACUACCUGUAGGAACAGGGAUAAUUGAUGCCUAUGCAGGUGGAAUUGGAAUGUUGGGUGCAGAUGUGACUGGUUUUAAGCUUCCAUGUGAAAGUCAACCUUUGACCUCCAGACUAGCUCUCAUAUGUGGGACAUCAACAUGUCACUUGGGUUUAAGUGAGAAAGAAACCUUUGUACCCGGUGUCUGGGGUCCAUACUACGGUACUAUGGUACCGGGCCUGUGGGGGAACGAAGGAGGAGAGUCCUGCACUGGCAAGCUGAUUGAUCAUAUCAUCCACACUCAUCCUGCUCUGAAUCAGCUUAAAGAAGAGAGUCAAAAGAGUGGCUGUGACAUGUACACAUGGUUAGAUGACCGGUUGAUGACCAUGGCCAAAGAUAAAGGACUCUCUUCUCCAGCCGUUUUGACAAGAGAUCUCCAUCUCUGUCCAUAUUUCUAUGGAAACAGAUCACCUCUUGCUGACCCCACUUUGAAAGGAAUGAUAAGCGGUUUGACAUUGUCCUCUUCCCUUGAUGAUCUAGCUAUUCUCUAUUUAGCCACUCUACAGGCAUUAGCUCAUGGAACACGUUUGAUAGUUGAACAAAUGAUCAGGUCUGGUUACAGUAUAUCAACUCUGUUUGCAUGUGGAGGUCUGUGUAAGAGUGAUUUAUUCUUACAGACGCAUGCAGAUAUCACCGGGCUACCAAUAGUCUUGCCAAAGGAAUCUGAGUCAGUCUUAGUUGGAGCAGCCAUCUUAGGAGCAAAGGCUUCUGGGAUAUUUGAUCUCAAGGGUGCUAUGAGCCGCAUGUGUGGUGUCGGUAAAGUCAUCUGGCCUGAUGAACCACAGAGGGCGUACUACAGCAAAAAACACACUGUAUUCCUGAAACUUGUUGAACAUCAGAGGGAGUAUAAACACAUCAUGGAACAGCUAUGAUCUCUGUUAAAAAGAUGCAAAUACUGCCUGCCAUUGUAUGACAAAAUUGAGCUGUACCUGUUAAGUAAACUAAAACAUUGUAUGAGAUAUGAGGCCCUUUGUGAUGUUAUCAUAUCAUUAAUCACCUGGGCCCCAUCUUGCAAAGAGUUGCGAUUGAUCCAAUCAAUCACAACUAUGGACGGCCAGCAACAAAGGCGAACACACCAAACUGUCAAGAAAUCAAUGAACUUAUGGAUAUACAUGCAUAUCUACAAAAAAAAUCGAGCAAACGUGCAUUGUAUAUGUUUACUUUGCUGGCUUUCCAUAGUCGCCAUUGAUCGGAUUAAUAACAACUCUUUGAAAGAUGGGCCCAUGAUGUAUAUACAUCCAUUCAUCAUUCUCUUAAAGAUUCAGUGUGAUUCUUUUUGUUUAGUGAUUAGACACAUAUUUUGCCUUUUCUCAGGUUAUGUUGAAUUAUCCAUCCUGGACAAUGCAAGGUGAAAGAAUUUUUGUUCUUCCUGAGAACCAAAGAAUUCCCCUUAUUUUGAGCACCAAUAAAUAAAGAACAGGACAAGAUCUUUGCAUUAAUAUCCCCCAGUAAUCAUUAACAGGAUGUGCCUAAUUGGUGUCACAACUUUGGAGCUAAUUUAAUUAACCCCCUUUUUAAGGAUAAUUUCAAGGAUAUCUAAUCCCCUUAUUGUUACCUGUGUACAAUAGUGUGAGGGUAAGUCAGCUUCAAUAGACUUUGUUUUCUUUUAUCUCAUUUUCUCAAAAACAACAUUCUAUGAUAGUUAGUUUUCUUCUCUUUGUAAUGAGCGUUAGGAUCAUUCAUUAGUAGGGUGUUAUAUAUCAUUUUAAAGAUGGGAAUCUCCUUUUUCAGUAAGGAUAUAUAACUGAAAAUUAAUUUCUUGUGAAUUUUUGUGGGUUUUGCAAUGCUUGGACAUGUAUGUGUUUAUAUCUUGUCUCAAAAAUAUGUCAUCCAGGUAAUAAUCGUCGAAAGUAAAUUGAUGAUUGAUCAUAACUCUUGUUUGACCAUGUUUGUCCGAUAGAUGUGAAUUUGCAAUAAUGUUUGAAUGGCAUAUUCUUAAUGAUAAUAGAUAUUAAGAACAUAUAUAAAUACAAUGUUGUACUUAUACAGCGCUUGAUAUUGAGAUCUCUAAGCGCUUUACAUUAUUAGUUAGAAGAAUUAUUAAAUGACAAUUAUUUUACAUUCUACAUUAUUCGCAACUGAUGAUAAACAGGGCUGAGCUUAGAUUACCCAUAAUACAGUGCGCUUGUAAUUGAAUUAUGAUGCAGGCAUCCAUUUUUACAUGUUUUUUUUUCUUUUUUGGGGGGGGUUCUGAAUAAUCCAUUUAGUUUUACCCCUAUUUUGCUAUGAAUGAGGCCAUUUGAUUUUGUAUGUUUUAUUACCAAAAAUUCAGACCAGGGGCCUAUUUCAUAAAGGACUUCCAACUGUUGUAACUUUGCCAAAAUGGUAACUACCAUGGAAACCAUGAUUUUGAUUGGCUG